UCCCCGUAGGAACGUAAAUAUCAGCGUACUAAGAAAUGUGAGAAGGCUAAUCGAACAGCUAAUUACAUGAAACGGAGAAAGUUUCCUUUUCAGCCGAUCACAUGGGUUGGAUCUUCAGCCUCAACAAGACAUGAAGCUCGUGGUAUCACACUUCAGAUCCCAUAUUAUGAAGCACAGUAACUAGAGAGGUGUCACUGGCUUUGCCUCCUUCUUCUGUCUUUCUGUCUGUUGAUAUGGUACAAUCAUAUGACCAGAUUUGGGUUUGUCAUCAAGCGGGGUCUUCGUGGUUACGUGAGGGUUCCAUCGAGCAGUUACUCGAGUUCAUAUUCGCUAAAGUUCCGUUGCGGAAGUUGUGCCAUAGUGUCCAGUUCAGGACAGAUGCUGGGUGGUAAGCGGGGUCAUGAGAUUGACAGACAGGAUUGCGUGAUUCGCAUGAACGCAGCGCCCACAGUGGGAUACGAGGCCGAUGUGGGGAGCAAGACCAGUCUGCGUGUCGUCUCGCACACCAGCGUGCCACACCUGGUACGCCAGCAGGGGUUUUUCUUCGAUAAAGAGGCGGACACUCGAUACGUCGUGUGGGGACCCGAGAUAAACAUGAGGCAGGAUGGAAAGGGAAAGGUUUUCAACAUGCUGGUGAAGCUGGCAAGGGCGUACCCUCAUACCCAAAUCUACACUGUUACUAGAGAAAAGAUUCAGUACUGUGAUGACGUGUUUCAAAAUGAAACUGGGAAAAACAGGAUGAAAUCAGGAGCAUACCUCAGUACUGGGUUUUUCACUAUGAUUUUAGCUCUGGAGGCGUGUGACAGUACUCUGGUUUAUGGCAUGAUUGACGGCUCUUACUGCAGUCAAGCCAACCGCUCAUCUGUACCAUACCACUACUAUGAGGUGUCCCGUCUGGACGAGUGUCGCAUGUACCACGCUCAUGAGCAUGCUAAAAGGGGUGGCCAUCGCUUUAUCACAGAGAAAGAGAUUUACAGACGCUGGGCAUCGCAGGGCAAACUGCACUUUGUUUAUCCAUCCUGGUGAACACGAAAGCGUCAAGAACGAUAGUUACAGGCAAAUCUGCUUUUUUAGGGUUUAUGUGAAAUUUUAAAGAACUAUUUAUUUCCUAUAGUAGAAGUUUAUGCUAUUUUUAUUUUACUUCUAGCGCUGUCAGCAUGAUUUGGACUCAUGCUCCUCUGGAAUUUUGUGUGGUCCAAUUUUAUUUCUUUUAUUUUCUGCACAAUUUUUAUAUAAGGAGCCUUUUGCAUUUCAAUGCUUUAUCAUAUUGUCAAUUGUGUCAAUUUAAUUGUUUGUCGAUCUGUUUUGCAUUAUACAAAUGCAUUUGUAUAUUAUUUUAAUACAAAACCACAUGAACCUCCUGAUCUAAUUUUAAUGUUUAAACUUAAUAACAAUAUUAUUUACAUAAUCAUGUAAUACUAUUGCUAGUGAAAUGGUAUUUUACUACAUUACAUCACAUGAUACUGCUUAUAAAACAUAAAGAACUGACUGCUGUCCCUCAAUGGAAACCAAGAGAUUUAAAGCUUUAUCUUUGCACUUAAAAAUAAUACAUUAGUGCGUUUACAGCAUGCUAGACUUCUGCUGUGAUCAUUGACAUAUAAAAUGCUGUUUAUAGUCCAAAAAAUACAAUUCAUGCUCAGAUGUUGCACAGUGAUAUAAAAAUUAUAAUCCGUUUUUAAAAACAGCCCACUUGACAUCAAAUGCCUUAUACUUUUGCCUAGGUUGCACUUUUUUUAUUUAAUUUAAAUAUUUUGCUUUUAGUGUGUGUUUAUAGAGAAAUUGCUUGAGUUUGACUAAAUAUUUGCUGUGGUGUCAGUACUUUCUUGAUCGUUUGAACAAUUAUUGAAUGUGUCUACAAAACCUGUUUCCACUAUUUCAUUGCAUUUUUCUUGCCAUUGUCGCCUUGAGGAUUUGUAAGGCACUAUUCUUUAUGAAGCUGCUUUGAAGAUAGAUGGUGCAUUUUAAUCCCCUGUGGGGAAAUUGGUUUGCAGGAUCAUCUUAACAUUACCAUACAAUACAAAAAUAUGUGAUAUGUACACUGGAAGGUCUUUUAACUGUAUUGUAAAAACCUAUUUUCUGUACAUAUUUGCCUGAAACAUUUCAAGUCAAUGCUUUUUUCUGUUUAAGUUUCUUAUUCAGAUGAAAUCAAAAGCUGCUGUGCUUUGUUUAUGUCUUAACAUUUCUGUAAAGCAACUGUUUUACUGUUACACUGACUAGAUUAUUUUUAGGAUUUUAUGUGUUUUCAGAUGCUUCUCAUGCUUGUUUGUUGUUUUUCUCUGUAACAAAAAAACUACUAAACUACUAAUGAAAAACUACUAAACUGUAAAUGAUAUGAUUUUUAAAUAAAUACAUAAUGAGGUCACAUUUUAA
Messenger RNA from Misgurnus anguillicaudatus (oriental weatherfish), 2370 nucleotides. RefSeq names its product ST6 (alpha-N-acetyl-neuraminyl-2,3-beta-galactosyl-1,3)-N-acetylgalactosaminide alpha-2,6-sialyltransferase 4 (gene st6galnac4). NCBI's taxonomy places the organism in Eukaryota, Metazoa, Chordata, Actinopteri, Cypriniformes, Cobitidae. The record is from RefSeq and is a predicted model, not a curated record. Gene Ontology annotation, biological process: ganglioside biosynthetic process; oligosaccharide metabolic process. Gene Ontology annotation, molecular function: alpha-N-acetylgalactosaminide alpha-2,6-sialyltransferase activity.